This is a messenger RNA of Capsella rubella, 2748 nucleotides long. RefSeq lists its product as uncharacterized. The transcript is spliced from 7 exons. Bases 96 to 2612 code for a protein of 838 amino acids. Gene Ontology annotation, molecular function: lipid binding. Gene Ontology annotation, cellular component: endoplasmic reticulum. NCBI's taxonomy places the organism in Eukaryota, Viridiplantae, Streptophyta, Magnoliopsida, Brassicales, Brassicaceae. The record is from RefSeq and is a predicted model, not a curated record.
AUAAAUUUGGUUGGAAGUUGGAAUCGCGGUUCCAGAGAUGAAUGAUGGAUGAUGGCUAAUCCCACAGCUUCUCUUUCUCUUUGUUGUACACUGACAUGAACAACUUCAACGCCUCGAAUCUUUCUCCUUGUCAAGAAACCCUCACCACAUACACAUUUCCUCGUCAGCUCAGGGUCAAAAACAAAAACAAAACACAAAAAAAACUCAAAAGGUCUCUCCCUCAGACUCAGAGCUUCUCGGAGAUGUUUUCGUUCGUGGCUUUCGUGUUCCUAUCUGGAUUUCUCCUGGGAAUUCUCGCCGUCUUAGCGGCGGAAGCGGCGGGAUUUAUGUAUCUUCUGAAGCGAUUGAAUCGGAAGAGAGAUCGGAUUGAGUCAAAACCCGCUUCUGAUCCAUCUUCCAAGGAUUUAAAUCCUCCUCGCGACUCCGUUGAUUUCUGUAUCAACAAACAGGGAACGGUCUGGGUUUUGGAGUUGGAUGAAGUUCUAAAGAACUGGAUGAAGGAGAAGUUACCAAAAGAGCAAAAGAGAAAGAGAGACUUCUUGGAGAUUCAUCCGCUUCGGAAAUUCGCUCGAAUCAAAGAUCACAAGCUCAUCUUGUCAGAUGCUGAUGGCACUCAGACGAUUGUUUCUUUAAAAGCUUGCUCUAUUGAGGCUGUUUCAGGAUCUGAUCUCCCUACACGCAAAUGGGCCAAAAGAUUUCCUAUAAAAGUUGAAAGCAAGAUUUCUCCAACUUUGUAUAAGGGAAACCAAGUGUUUUACAUCUAUCUUGAGACUUCUUGGGAAAAGGAAUCAUGGUGUAAAGCCCUUCGUCUUGCUGCUUGCGAAAAUCAGGAAAGGUUCAUUUGGUACUCCACCAAACUGAAAGAAGAUUUCCGUAAUUAUGUGACGUCUCUUCAUGUUGCAUAUCCUUCAUUUAUGAAACCAUCACUUGGCUAUAGUUUUGAGACACUUGACAAAGGAAACAGAACAGAUGGUUCUUCCUCAAAGGUUCGCUUGUUCUUGAGGAAAUUUUCUAGAAAGAGAUCCAAUCGUGAAGACAGGAAAACCUACUCACAACAUGGAAGCAGCUCAGGGAAGAGCAUUUCAGGGAAAAAGAUAGUAGAUAACAUCACAGAUGGAACUGAUGUGCCUAUUUUUUCACGAUCUGUGAGCCAUUGCAGUCAUAUUUCUGGGAUUUCAGAUGGAGACUCUGAGGAAAAGGUUGACAUGGAUGAAGGAACAUUAGCGUGGAACUUGCUAAUUUCUAGGCUAUUUUUCGAUCUGAAACGGAAAACAGGUGUGCAGAAUGCUGUGCAAGCACGAAUCCAGCGGGUUUUAUCCAACAUGAGGACUCCGAGCUACAUAGGAAAACUAAUCUGCUCCGAUGUUGACACUGGACAUCUCCCACCUCAUAUACAUGCUACACGGGUUCUACCAAUGGAGAUGAGUGGUGUUUGGGCAUUUGAACUAGAUAUCGAGUACUCUGGUGACGCGGUGAUUGAUGUUGAAACACGUGUUGACAUCCGCCAGGUGGAUCUGCAAAAAGGCAUAACCGAUACAAGGUUGCAGACAAGUUCUGCAGGGGAAGUCCCAUCAAACUUCGCUGAACGUGUUGAAGAUUUUGAAAAGCAUUUAGUCAUCCCUGUUGAAACUGUUGAUGCAGGAGAAGUGAAAAAUGGUGGAGCCAAUAAAGCAGAUGAAUUGAAGGGAUCAAAAGGUAAUGGUGUAUCCAGAUGGAAGUCUAUUCUUAAGACAAUUGCUGAACAAGUUUCCCAGGUACCUAUCUCUUUAUCAAUACGGGUGUCUUCUCUUCGAGGGACACUGCGGGUACACAUGAAGCCGCCUCCUUCUGAUCAGUUAUGGUUUGGAUUCACGAGCAUGCCGGAUAUAGAUUUCGAUCUCGCAUCUUCUGUUGGGGAACACAAAAUCACCAACAGCCAUGUUGCAAUGUUCUUGAUCAACCGGUUUAAGACGGCAAUACGGGAAGCUGUGGUUCUUCCCAACUGUGAAAGCCUGACAAUUCCUUGGAUGAUUGCUGAAAAAGAUGAUUGGGUUCAACGCAAAGCCGCUCCAUUCAUGUGGCUGAAUCAAGAAAAUGAUCACGGUAGCUCCCAGGCAACAGAAGCGAGAUCUAAAUCUGACAAGCCACCGACUUCUUCGUGCUGUAUCCAGUCUGAGCAAAUGCAGAGAACUGCAAAUGCCACCCAGAAACCGAAUAUUUCUGAAGCAGGGACUAUAUCUUCUUCCUCCUGUGCUCAGUCUGAGCAGAAAGCGGCCACUGCUUACCAGAGACCGAAUACUGAAGAAACAGAGGCUAUUGUGUCUACACCAUCGUCAAAUUCCACGACUGUAACAAUAGAGUGUGAUAAGACCUUGGGAGAACUGAGAACUCCACUCCUGCUACCCAGCAGCACUGAAAAGCAGGAGACGAACUCAAGAGGGAUUUCUGCUGUUCAAUCACCAUCUAGGUCUGCAGUUUCAAGCGAAGAAGAUGAUUCAAAGGGAAAGAAAUUGGGAAGACGAGCAAGGAUGUUGGAUCUUGGGAAGAAAAUGGGGGAGAAGUUGGAAGAGAAAAGGCGUCACAUGGAGGAAAAGAGUAGGCAGAUCGUUGAAAAGAUGAGAGGACCUUCUUAACAUGAGAAGAAAGAAGCUUUUGCAAUACAAAAACUGAUUUAUUUAUAGAACCACAGGAAGUUAGGCAUUGUUACAUGUACAGCGUUUUUGAGAGAAAGCCAUAGAUGUCUCCAUUCUUAAUCGAUCAUUGAAAAUC